Ictalurus furcatus (blue catfish) is the source of this 2764-nucleotide messenger RNA. RefSeq lists its product as uncharacterized. Bases 113 to 799 code for a protein of 228 amino acids. The record is from RefSeq and is a predicted model, not a curated record. The transcript has 7 exons. NCBI's taxonomy places the organism in Eukaryota, Metazoa, Chordata, Actinopteri, Siluriformes, Ictaluridae.
ACCAGUUUCACUCACUCCUCAAAGCCGUCACCGGCGUCUCCAUGGCACGAGCACAAAACUAGCCAGGUCUGAAAAUUACACCUGAGACUGCAGACACGCGGGAUCAGACAACAUGCUGGAUUUGUACAAUCACUAUAAGUUUUAUCAUUUCUUCUCCAUCUGCUUCGGCCUGGGCUGUGGACUGUGUAGCUACAGGCCGUACUACUCGCUGGUGAUGCCGGUCGUCCUCACUGUCUUCUGCAUGUUUGUUUUUGAGGCUGUGGGCUGGUGCUUUGGGUUGCCUCCACACACCAGACGAUGCAGAGGUCCACCUUUCCACCGGAGAGAUGCACUGUGGGGGUUCGUUUUUGCUCUGAUUGUGGCUGUCCUACAUCUCCAUUCUUAUCACGUCUAUACUCUCUCUCACGGCAGUGGCAUUGCUGUGUUUGCCAUCCGAGGAGCCAUACGGAGGUGCAGAGCUCUGUGGAAGCACAGGAACAAAGGCUACACCUACUUCACUGCGACUAAUGGACAAAGAGGCCACGCCUCCUUCACAGGGACUGAUGGACAAAGAGGCCACACCUUCUUCACUGGGACUAAUGGACAAAGAAGCCAUACCUUCUUCACUGGGACUAAUGGACAAAGAGGCCACACCUUCUUCACUGGAACUCCCCAGAAUAGAGGCCACGCCUCCUUCACUGGGACUAAUGGACAAAGAGGCCACACCUUUUUCACUGGAACAAACUGGAACAGUGGCCACACCUCCUUCACUGGAACGCCCCGGAACAGAGGCCACGCCUACUCUACAGGAACUGACUGAUCCAGGGGACUCACGCUGUAUAGUUCAUAUUUAUCAGUAAAUUAUAGAGUAAAAUUAUGUGAUUUAUUUUAAUGUUGAGAUUUUGGAUUCCAAAUAUUAAAAUUGCUCUAAAAUGUGAUGUAAAGAACAUGAUGAUGAUGAUGAUGAUUCUGGAUAACAUUGUUGUGGUUGCAUAGUGCAGCAUAGUUUUAAAACGAAUGCUUUUUAUUACUUUUCUUUUGUAUUUUCUGUGUUCAUUCUGGACCUAUUCUUAAACUGCAGCAUGCUGGUUGCACUAACACUUCGCGUGUGUAUGUGUGUGUGUGUGUGUGUGUAGGCACCUGGACAAACUAGAUACACAAUGCAGUAUGUAUAGGCAAAGUGUAAUACGAGCCUUUAGUGGAAAAUGUACAGAACAGGAAGAAAGGUCUGUGCUGCCCCCUGGUGGAAAAAAGUUGAGUUUACAGGUUAUGAUUGUGGCUCACACAUGCGCAAAAGUGUGUGUGUGUGUGUGUGUGUGUGUCCUCGUCCUCACUGCAGUAUUUAUCACAGUGACAGCAUCACGUGCAGCUUCACUUCCAUCUCGGCUCUGAAUGAGUGCACAUGAUGGGCAGCUGUCAGUCUGCGCACGUGCUGGGGGUAAGUGCAGUGUUAGCUUAAAGAUCACAUGAUGUGUGAUGAAGUAAAGGUCACACCAGAGGGGUGCAGAGGGGUUCAGACAGGACAGGCGUGUUCUCAUGAGCCAGAUGUCGAGGCAUUUGAAGAUGUUCCCACUCUUUUCUUCACAUGUCCCCUAGCUCCUCUUCUCAGUGCCUGGCUUUCUUUAUUAUUAUUUUCUUCUUCUUCUUCUUAUUCUUUUCACCCCUCAGCACUCUGACCUCCGAAUAUAAAGUGCUACAUGAGUCAAGAUUAUUGUGGUUAUGACUUCCCCCUGUUUAUCUUUGAGAAACAGUGUGUUAUUGCUAGUUCGUUACAGCCCAUCGUUCAUCCAGCUCCAUUACUACCCCACUCUAAGCCACGCCCACUUUCCAACCCCUCACGUGUGUCAUCUUCAGUCAAGUUCACCUUCGAUCUGAUCAACACACCUGCUCCCAAUCUGCUCAUUUAUCCCCCCCCCCCCCACACACACACUCACAGUAUUAUUUUGUCUCUCACUUGAUUAUUAAGGCGUUUCUAUUAUUUCUCGAUUGAUAUUUGUUUUUUCCUACUUUAUUUAUCUAGUUAAUAUCUCAUGCCCCCUCCCCGCCCCUGUCUGUAAAUAAAUAAAGUUUUUAUAGUUUUAAUUAAACCUGCAGUCAUAUCCACUGAGUUUGUCGAAAUAUGACACAAAUUUAGUUGAGUUCUUUCUACAGCUCUUAAAGGUGCGAUAGGCAAAUAUUUUGUCAGUAUUAGUGGUUAGCUCUAUCGCCUCACACCUCCAGGGUUGGGGGUUCGAGUACCGGUUUCCUCCGGGUACUCCGGUUUCCUCCCCCAGUCCAAACACAUGCGUGGUAGGCCGAUCGGCGUGUCCAAAGUGUCCGUAGUGUAUGAAUGGGUGUGUGAGUGUGUAUGUGAUUGUGCCCUGUGAUGUCUUGGCACCCUGUCCAUGGUGUACCCCGCCUUGUGCCCCAUGCUCCCUGGGAUAGACUCCAGGUUCCCCCGUGAUCCUGUAGGAUAAGCGGUAGAGAAAAUACUUGAAUGGAUGGACGUGUGGGCUUUGCAAACCAGGAUUCUUCUAGCAUUUUGAUCUCCUUUCCUUCAGUUUUGAAAUAAUCCGGCUCUCGGGUUUCUGGCCACACGACAACAUACCCAUUCGGUUUCUCUAACUAUUAUUCCUAUAUUUAUAUAAUGUAUAUAUGAAUCAUAUACAUAUAAAAUGGCUGUAUUCUGACCUUCAUAUGUGUGUGUGUGUGUGUGUGACGAAGCGUACAGUAUGCAGCCUUGCGAGAAGCAGCUUUGCAGAUGUUCUUGCACAUCUGAUGAACGUCAUGAUGUCAUGACUCUCAU